UGGUCGGGUGAAAACACCACGUAAGCUACGCGCAACGCGAUCCAAUGUUUGAAGGAUUGCCGUAACAUGCGACGUUGACUAUCUUCAAAAUCCAUGCAACGAAUGACACUUCGGCACAAAUGAAACACUAGUGACGCUAGUGCUACAAAAAAUAAACCUAAUGUGAACAAUUACUGUGACAAGUUUUUUCAAUUCACCCACGCGAGUUCGUGCUCCUUGCGUAGUCUCCAUAAUAUAAUAAUCAUUGUCACUUACGAUCGGCUAGUCAGUACAUCACUUAAUUAUGUAACCAUAAUUCUCUACAAUAAUUCUAUCCAACUUUAUUUGUAACGGACCCAACCUUCGCCAAAGGCGGGGGGGAUUAAGCUUCAAUUUGAACUUGGUAGUAUAACAAUUGUGUUUACAAUUUCCCGCCCUUAUCACGAAAUCAUGUAUCUUUUAGCAUUGCGCUUAAUUUGAUCGGGCCAAUUACUCGAAGAGCAUUAUACGCAGAUUCCUAUUUUUUCUGCCCUUAUUUGCAGUAAAAUAUUCUUGCUUGAUCACAAGUCACAGUUAGUAUUCUCCACAUAUUUGUUCCAAGGUAUAGGUUAGGUUUUUCAGCGUAUCAAAGCGGUUGUCCGAGGUGGCGUAAAGGAACGGGCGCCUCGUACUGAUCGGUACAUACGUACGUGAAAGUCGUGAAAAUCAAUCCGCACCUGCAAACAAGUGUUGACAAAACAUUCUAUUUUCUUGAUCAAGAUACGGUUACUCCUUGACCUUAAGUUCAUAUGGAAUAACUUUGGUCAGUUUUUCACGUUCCGGCUAAAAUCUUCAUAUCUCAGUGGGUAUUCAUGUACGUGGGUGAAUGUAUGUACCACUAUCCAGGUUUACUCUAAUUCUUCGCGAAAGUUUAAAAAUCCUUGCUUGUAUCUGUCAUUUGUACAAACCGAACACCACGAAAUGUAGGAAUAACUGAAUGGCUGUCGAAUAUUGACAUUUCAUGAUUUUAAAGUAGUGUUGGCAGCAUCCAAGAAAAAAAUAUGCACUAUGUAAGGUAUUACUGGUGAAAAUGUCGCGGCGACGGUCAAAACGCCCGCCCGAAGCUCCAGGUACUCUGACGUGCUGCUUCUGUGGAUUUUCUGAAGACGACGAAGUUGAAUAUGGAAAACUUUGGAACCAUGAUGGCAUUGUUACGCACUACUAUUGUCUGCUUUUGUCAUCCAACAUGGAACAAAAUGGCAAUGAUAAUGAAGGAAUCUUGGGUUUUUUAACCUCAGACAUACAAAAAGAAUUACGCCGAGGAAAAAGGCUUUCUUGUUCAUACUGUAAGCGAAAUGGAGCAACUUUAGGGUGUUGUAACUCCAGGUGUAAACAGGUAUUUCACUUACCAUGUGGACUGCAGGCAGGUUCACUUCAUCAGUUCUUUGGUGAAUUUAGGUCAUAUUGUAUACGACACAGAAUAAAACAAGAAAUAGAUGAAUUCAUAAUAGAAGAAGCUGCGGCAGCAGGUGAUGUAACUUGUUACAUUUGUUACGAGGAGGUAAAUCCCCAGAAUCCUAUACGAACGUUAUGGGCUCCAUGUUGCCGGAAAAAUGCAUGGUUUCAUCGGAAAUGUGUUCAACGCCUGGCAUUGAGUGCUGGCUACUUCUUCAAAUGUCCUCUGUGCAAUAAUAAAUCAGAAUUUCAAAAGGCUAUGCUCGAGCAUGGAAUUUUCAUCCCAAAUCAAGAUGCUUCAUGGGAGCUUGUGCCAAAUGCUUUUCAAGAAUUACUGCACAGGCAUAAUCAGUGUGACGCUGCCGAAUGUCUGUGUCCAAAAGGAAGAAGUCAUACCAGUGUCAAUGCGAAAUGGGAGCUUGUUUUGUGCAGAUUGUGUGGAUCCCAAGGAGUUCACAAGUCAUGCGGACAAUUAAAAUGGGGUAGUUCUGUUUGGGAAUGUACAGAAUGUACUGGGAUGUUAAAAAAAUCUGAUGAUCCUACACCUCCUGGUGGAAAUGAACCCAAAAAAACAAUAGAUCAUUAUUCGAAUCAGAGCAGCAGUGAUAGUGAAAUUUCUGUUGGUGGUAAUAUGACGCCUCCACCAAUAUCAAAACAUGACAACUCACCAUCACCCACACCACCAACUUGGAGAUUACGUCCUGGACCUAAAUCGUUCAAAUUGCAACAAGCAUCACGAAACAUGAGAAGCUUGCAGUUGAUGACAGCAGCUACUUCCACAACAUUCUUGCCUUUGAAACAUGAUAUUUCCUUAUCUUGUGCAUCGGACACUGGUACUAUUACGAUUCCUGACACAAAAUCUAACAGUGACACAUUACACUCAAAAACGUGUCCCUCUAAAGAAGUCUUGAAAUCGACUGAUCAUGAAUCCAGUAAAUUAAAUGAUGUUAACUCUCAGAGAACCAGCGACUCGUCAAAAGCAAUCAAUGUAAAACCAGAAAAUGCCAAUUUUCAUACUGCUGAUGUUAUUGUAAUUGAUAGUGACGACGAGGUGGAGAUAAUUGAUAUAACACCUAAACACAAUAGUUCGGUGACUACGAAACGAAUCCAAAUUGAGUCUCGCAAUUUGAGUGAAGUAACAACUAAUAUUCAAAAGAUCAAAAAGAAUUCUAAGGUUACCAAAAUGAGGCGUUCAGAACCUUCGGAAGUAUUAAAUAGUCCACCCAAAGUAAAUCCUAGGGUGAACGGUUUAAUUACACUACAUCUAUCGAGCGUCUCAAAUACUACUAAUACAACUUCUACUGCGACAACAAUACCAAAUAUUAAUAGAGCAAAUGUAAUGAAACCUCCGAUCGAUAGUAUGAAUACUACUAGUAUCGUCAGAAACAAUUCAAAUGGAAGCAAAGAAGAGGCAGAUUUGCUAGUAGACGAUAAAGUUUUGCAGAAAAAUCCUGUGCUCAAUUUUAAAAUCACAAAUGUUACCUCAUUACGGCCCGAAUAUUAUGAAAACCCAUCUACAACUGUGAACGUGGAAAACAUUACCCCUGACUCUUCUGUCACUUUUGCAGGAAGUGUUCAAGGUGAUAUUCCAUCACUGAGUGGUAACCAGCAGUUGCAAGUAGUGCAAAAUCAAAUGAUGGAAAUUCCAAAACCACAGUUGAAAUUCAUCCAACUUAAUACCUCUUCAGUUAGUGGGUCUAAUUUAAAACGGAAAAGUGACGAAUACACAAUGGAUAGCCCUGCAUCUAUCCUACCUGUCACAGAAGAUCCGGAAAUAUCAUGUAAAAAAGUUCGGAUUGAUGAUUCUAACGAUUAUACACCCAAACCCCAGACGAGAAACAUUUCUUGGAAUAUUAAUUCGAAUGACAUAAGUCGUGCAGUUCCAGUAGCUGCAACCUCAAUACCAAUGAGUCAGUCAACUAGUAGUCACAGUUCCCAACAAAGUACAACAGCGUUGCAAGUGAAUAUGAAUGGAACACAAGCUAACAAAAGCUGUAUUAGAUUGAUCAGAAGGGUGGAACUAGAACAAAAAAAUGGAUUUUGCAAUUACAAUUCUGGAACUGUUGGUAGCAGUUCGGUACAAAAUCAGAGUCACGUAAAUAUCAACCAUAUCAUUAUACCAAAUAAUGUGAAUACUCCAAUUCGAAUACAACUAAAUUCUAUGUCUACAUCCGAAGUAAUGAAAGUCAGCAAUUCCACCCAACCUGAGUUAGUUGUACAACACUCUGUCAGCAAUAUUACAGAAUGUGGUGACAGUAUUCAAAACACUACAUGCCACAAUUUUAAAUCUCCAGUAAAUGAGUUACAAAAUUCGCCAGAAAGGCCAUCUACUUCAAUCAACCCGCAACUCUUUGCACACCUACCUAAUUCGGAGGAUAUCGUUGCUCCAAAGCCACACACAGUUCAUCAAUCCCAUGAAAAGAUUAGGCAAGUUCAAACACAACAAAAUUCAAUUAUGUUCAAUGAACAAACUAAUCCGUCUACACCUGAUCGCACAUGUUACAAUAGUCUACCAAGAAAUAACUCUGAGGGUCUUACCAACAGUAAUGAAAAUCAGUCAAUUGCGAAUACCAUGAUGAAAAUAUGCAAUCCAGUAACGCAACUGGGAAAUGGAAGUCUGGUGACUAGCGGUUGUGACGGGGAUGCAGGCUCCAGUCCUGCUGCUGAGGCCGGAUUUGCUCUUUAUUCGAGCUCGAGGACCGCAGACCAUACAAAGCCAGAAGCAAUCGCCUUUAAGCAAAAGCCCAGUGCAAUAUCAGAUUCAGCAGAAAGAGUCAAUCAUAAUUCCAGCAUUUCCACUUGUGCUUCAACCCUUCCAACAACUAUGCAACGCCCCUGCAGUUCAUCAACCACGAGAAAAUGUUGUAAUAAACCUCGAGUGAUACCUCGAAAGGUGCCUUUGCAAAAUCUCAAAUUUCGUGUUCUGGAUGAAGAUAUUGUUCAGAUGGUCGUCAAUGAUACCUUCACAGUAAAUCUUAGUACAACUACUGGUAAUCCCUUAAAAGCAAGAAAUGUACCAGAUCCAAUGAGCCUGCUAGAGAAGCAAGGUCUGCUUCUAUCUUCUACACAACCUAACUAUUCACCACCACCACCACCACCACCACCACCACCAUCACCACCACCACCACCAUCAUCAUCAUCAUCACCACCACCACCACCACCACCACCACCACCACCACCACCACCACCACCACCACCACUACCACCGUCAUCGUCAUCGUCAUCAUCAUCAUCAUCAUCAUCAUCAUCAUCAUCAUCAUCAUCAAAUCCCCUGGAUGCUGAGAAGUGUUCCAUUAUAAGUGUAUCCAAGAAAUGUCAGUCGUUAGGAAACAUGUACGAUCCAGUAGCUCUUGAAUGUGUAUUUGAAAGUGACGAAACCUCAGUUAUAGAAGAAGGUACCAUCAAAAGCAGCAAAUCCAUUGCGUCUUGUGAUGCUAAGGGACAAUACAGUAUCCAAAGCAACGUAUCUGAUGGCAAUGAAAAGCAAAUAUCAUUAUCAGAUAAUAUGAACAGCAGUUACAUUCAAAAAACUGGUUUAUCAGUGAGUGCGUGUUUGAAUGGUAAUAAACGAAAUUUUAAUCGCACUCGCGGCAAGCCAAAAAGUUUCUGUGAAAAGGAGGACAAUGUAAUUUUUCACGAACGCCGAAAAUGCUUCGGUGAAAGCAAUGAUCAAAGUUUAAUAAAAAGGUUCGAAGAUAGGAGUGAGAUAGAAGGUGCAUCAAACUUUGAUUUCUGUUGUAGACCCAAUGAUAUUUUGAAUGCAAACAGCUGGUGUAAUGGAUUAAACAGAGGUUCAAUGUGCUUAGUUGAAAGUAGUAUUGAUUCUUCAGAGUUGAAGCUACCUGUUAUUGGUUACAAUAGUUUUAAGGUUAUAAACAGUAGUUCGCACGUUUAUCAUAACAUUGAUAAUUCAGAUGCAAGUUUACAAAAGUCGCGGAUUAAUGAUUGUAACAAUGUCGUUGAUUCGUACGUAAAAGACUGGAGUAAUAAAUUCACAGUCAACUCUAAACUUGUAGAAUCUAAUAAAUAUUUUGAUUAUCCGAACUUGGAUAAACAUCACGUUGAAGCUCUUGAUACGAAUUAUCAGUUAAUCAAUGAUGUUGGUCUAGGCAUCUCUAUGAAAAAACAAAAUUUUAAUAUCUGUACAAAUCCAAUUACUCAACGUAAAGAUGAAAAUGUGCACAAGUACGGAGGUGACAUGUGUAGGUCCAGGCUUGGCAUCAAAGUUAAAAUUGAUCUGGAAAAAAUUCAAAAUUUGAUCGUUGGUCAGCCACAAUUGUUUAAGAAAUGUAAAAAUUACUCAAAAACUGAACGUCAAGAUGAACGAUUCUCAGAAAUUGUCAAAACUUCUGCGAGGUCCCAAACUUUUCGUAGUUCAGACCCUGAGAAAUGUUCACAAGUUUCCAUAAUACAAACAAGUCCAACUGAUGAAAACGUCGAUACUUUAAAUACUACAAGAAAAUUUUUAACGUAACUCUCAACUGAUUUAAAAUAGUUGAAAGUUAAUUUAGUGGCAACAGUUAGCAUUUUUUAAUGAAUUUUCACUGAAUUAAGUAGGAAACCGGUGUUAAGUUUGAGACGAGAAAAUACACAAUUUCGAGAAAUAACAAAUAAUACUGUGUGGAAUAUUAUUAGUAUUCGCAAAUAUUUGACAAUGCUAUCAAAAUCGUAUGCGUAAUAAUAUUAGCAGAGACAGACGUUCAUUUUAUAUAAUAAUAAAUACGUCCUUCCUUCGUAUGGAUGAACCUUACUUUACCAAAUUGCUAUAUACGUGAAAUUUACCGUUGGAUUGACUACAGUUAUAAUACGAAAAGAAAACAAUAAAUUGGGAUUUUCUAUAUACUUUAUAGUUCAUAAUGAAAGGUGCAUAAAACAGAUGUAUGCAAUUGUAGUUGUACAACGGAUCACAGCUAUAAUCAGCUGCACACAUGUAUAUUUUUUUACUGAAUUUUAUUCAGAUCAACAGUUAGAGUAAGACUUUUCGAAUGUUUUGAAAAAAAUGUCUAUACGAGUUGUUUUGUUAUAAUUAUACGUAAUUUUUGUCAUCGAUUAGGAGACAAAUUUUAACUUUACCAGGAAAUAGCUAGUACAAUGUAAACUGCGCAUAUUUUCAAUUUUUGCUCUAAUAAAUAAUGCCUGGAAUAAAACCAAUAUCGGUGAUAUACAUUUUUUUUUUAUAUUCAAACAGUGUUCAUCAAUAUUUAAAACCUAUUUGGCUCUACAAGGCUACAACACUCAUUGAAUGAUAAUUGAUUCGCAGAUGUACAUUUACAUACGCAAUGCAGAUAAUCUUGGCAGCGCUUGUAAAAAUUUUCUAAUAAGGUGUUUCAAUAAUCACUCGAUACGA
This is a messenger RNA of Neodiprion fabricii, 6760 nucleotides long. Its product is annotated as mucin-5AC-like. The record is from RefSeq and is a predicted model, not a curated record. The transcript has 15 exons. Gene Ontology annotation, cellular component: nucleus. Bases 1049 to 5887 code for a protein of 1612 amino acids. Lineage: Eukaryota; Metazoa; Arthropoda; Insecta; Hymenoptera; Diprionidae.